This is a messenger RNA of Eubalaena glacialis (North Atlantic right whale), 705 nucleotides long. RefSeq names its product sperm-tail PG-rich repeat containing 4 (gene STPG4). Gene Ontology annotation, molecular function: histone binding; chromatin binding. NCBI's taxonomy places the organism in Eukaryota, Metazoa, Chordata, Mammalia, Artiodactyla, Balaenidae. The transcript is spliced from 7 exons. Gene Ontology annotation, cellular component: female pronucleus; germinal vesicle; male pronucleus. Bases 1 to 693 code for a protein of 230 amino acids. The record is from RefSeq and is a predicted model, not a curated record. Gene Ontology annotation, biological process: epigenetic programing of male pronucleus.
AUGGACCAGCCAAUCAUGGCCAUCGCCUCCGCCGCAAAACCAAGCCGGAAGUCAUCUUUUGAAAGAGAAGGAUGGUGGAGAAUAGCAUUAACAAACACUCCUAAUCCUGGCACUUACCACUUGAAAACUUUUAUUGAAGAAUCUCUAUUAAAUCCAGUGAUAGCAACAUACAGUUUUAAAAAUGAAGGAAGGAAAAAACCACCUCUUCUGCAAAGAAACGAUCUGGUACUAAAUGACCUUCCCCAGUACAUGCCUCCUGACUUCUUGGACUUGUUAAAGAAGCAAGUGGCCACCUACUCGUUUAAAGACAAACCACGGUCAAACCUCAGCACGCUGGUUUACAGAGAUCAGUCAAUUCAGCUUUCGCCAGGACAAUACGAGCUACUUCCUGCACCAGUUCCCAAGCAUGCUUCCAGGAGCUUUGUAUUUCGUUCUACAGUUCAAAGGUUUCCAACAGGCUGCUUCACUCCUCGUGAAGGCCCAGGACCAGGUCAUUAUAACUUGAAAAUACCUUCAGUAAGUUCUGUUACUUCCUGUUUUCAAUCCAGAGUACCUCGAUUCUUGCCUGCCUGUUCAAAAACGCCAGGCCCAGGAGCAUACACAUCUUCAGCCCAAUUCCCCAAGCAGCCCCGGACCAUAGCCAAAAUGGGCCGAGAACAUAGCCUUUUCUUCAACAACACAAUUGGCUUUUAAAAUAAACCCAUC